CAGACAACUUUGACAUUGGCAAUCCAAAAAUCAGUUGACUUGAGUACGAUGUAAAGUAAGGCAAGUGGAGUUCUUAAAAAGGGCCUCUGCCCUACUGGAGGAUUCGAAUCCAUAAUGUUGUCACGAGGGGAAGGGAAGACAGUAUAUGAUCAAGACUAAAUAGGAUGAGAAUGAAGAGUUCUAUCAUGCUUGGCCUUACUUUUGUGAUUGUAUCGUCGAUCAUAACAAGAAUUACAUCAGACUCUCAGGCGGAAGAGCUACUAGAGCGGUGCAGUAGAUUUAAAGUAACAACAGACCUGUCGAUUUUCUUAGGCAGUGUUAACAAGACCCUCGGAGACAUGAGAAAACAACUGUCUAAUGCACAAUUUGCGACGACAUAUGAAACAGAUGUGUUCGGGAUGGCUCAGUGCAGGAACUAUCUCUCAACUGCGGAUUGUUUGGCUUGCUUUGAUGCUGGCGUCACUCAAAUCAGACGGAAGUGCAAUGCUGUGGUGGACGCUGCUCACUUCAUAUACCAAGGAUGCUUUCUCAGGUAUGGGAUUCACAACUUCUACAAGGAGAUAACCUUUGAAAACCCUGUUUUAGUUUGCAGCUACAAUCAAAGUGUGGCUGAGCCAAGUAUUUUCAGUCCAAUAGUUCAAGGGCUGUUAACAGGAAUCGUUGCUGCCACACCAAAAAUUAAGAAUUACUUUGCAGCCGGAAAAAGGCAAGUGUUUAGUAAUGGUGCAACACUAACAGUUUAUGCUGUGGCGCAGUGUGUGGAGACUAUAAGCCAAAGUGAUUGCAGAAGUUGCUUGACACGGAUAUAUACUAACUUGAAAACAUGUCUUCCGCAACCAGGGGGAAGUUUUGCAGAAGCAGGUUGUUUUCUCAGAUACUCUGACAGCUCAUUUUUCGCUGAAAGCCACAUAACUAAUAUCACACCAUACAUAGGAGGAAGUUCAAGUGCAAAAAGACUGAUCCCCGGGAUUGUUGGUGGUUUAUGCUUUCUGUUCCUUAUAAUUGCUUCGGCUUUAUGGUAUCAAUUAGUCAGGAAGGCGAAGCUAGCUGAAAGAGGUGAUGUAUUACGAGUAACCCAGCUGCAGGUUCCAGUUAUUUACCGUUAUAGAGAUUUAAAAUCAGCGACAAAGAGUUUUAGCCAAGAUUACAAAAUAGGAGAAGGAGGUUUUGCGGAUGUAUAUAAGGGAAUUACAGAAACCGGAGAUGUAGUUGCAGUAAAGAAACAUGCUCUAACUUCAGACAAAGCAAAAGCAGAUUUUAAGAAUGAAGUUAGGCUCAUAAGUAAUAUUCAUCACCGGAAUGUUAUCCGAUUACUGGGAUGCAGUCACAAAGGAUCAGAGCUACUUCUUGUCUUCGAAUACAUGGCAAAUGGAAGCCUUGAUAACUUCUUAUAUGGUGAAAAACAUGGGACUCUUAAUUGGAAACAACGUGCUGACAUUAUUCUUGGCAUAGCGAGGGGCCUUGCAUAUCUUCACGAAGAAUUUCAUUCAUGUAUCAUACAUAGAGAUAUCAAAUCUAGCAACAUUUUACUCGAUGAUGGUUUUCAACCAAAAAUUGCAGAUUUUGGGUUGGCAAGACUAACAAUGGAGGAUCGAAGUCAUGAAAUUAGUUCUAAAUAUGUUGGAACAUUGGGCUACACAGCACCAGAAUAUGCAAUUCAUGGACACUUGACUGAGAAAGUUGAUACCUAUAGCUUCGGAAUUGUUGUUCUUGAAAUUAUAAGUGGCCUUCAUUGUACUGAUGUGAAGAUUGAGUCGGUCAAUAAUUCACUACUUGACUAUGCCUGGAAGUUGGACGAAGAUGAGAAGCAUCUCGAUUUGGUAGAUGAGAAACUAGAUCCAAACGAGUAUGAUACAGAAUAUGUUAAGAAGAUUAUCGAUAUUGCCUUAAUGUGCACCCAAUUGCCGGCUUCUCGGAGGCCUGCAAUGUCUGAAGUAGUGGUUUUGCUUACUAGCUAGUGGACUUGACUUGGAGCAAAGAUCAAUGAUCAUGCCAACCUUGGUUUGAUAUAGUAAUAAAGACAGUAGUUUUAGUUUGUUAAAAAAACCGUGUGAAAUACCUGAAAUCUGUAUGGCCACGGUGAAUACAUUUAAAUUAAAUGCAUGUACAUAUUUGCAAGGCAAAGUGUCAUAUCAAUUUUUGGUUCCGCCACUGAAAUGGAGAAUCUAGUAUUAACAUCAAGAUUCCAAAGUGUUGAGAUGAAAAGUCGACAAUUAAUUGGUAAUUGCCAAGAUAGAGAGCGUAU
Messenger RNA from Daucus carota subsp. sativus, 2245 nucleotides. Its product is annotated as cold-responsive protein kinase 1. Gene Ontology annotation, molecular function: ATP binding; protein serine/threonine kinase activity. Gene Ontology annotation, biological process: protein phosphorylation. The transcript is spliced from 8 exons. The record is from RefSeq and is a predicted model, not a curated record. Bases 165 to 1958 code for a protein of 597 amino acids. Lineage: Eukaryota; Viridiplantae; Streptophyta; Magnoliopsida; Apiales; Apiaceae.